AUGGCUUUCCCUGCUGAACUCAGGGCCCUUAUAAGUACUGUUCUGGUCCUAAUCCUUGUUCCUCCAGCUUCUAGUCUUAAUAGUACUGAUCACUACUGUCCUCCUUCUUCCUGUGGCAAUAUCCCUAACAUCAGCUAUCCGUUUCGACUAAAAGGCGAUCCACCAAACUGCGGAGACCAAAGGUACGAGCUCUCAUGUGAUGACAACAACCACACGUUGUUAUCUUUACGUGGUAGUAACUACUACGUAAGCCAAAUCAAUUACAACAACUACACAAUCCGAAUUGUAGACUCAGGUAUUCAGGAGGAUAAUUACUCCCUCAUCCCUCGUUAUUUUCUAAACCGUGGUAAUUUCAGUAUUUCGAGGCUGCCGGACUGGGAUAUUUCAGUACUGCGUUUUACUGAAGUUGUGGUUAUUGUGAACUGUGAAAAGCCAGUGAGUUGGGCUUCCUCUUUCCAUUGGAACACGACUUCUACGAAUUGUUCUAAUAUUAAUAAUGGAUAUGGGUCUUCUUCCAACUCCUCUUUUUCUCAAGAUUCCAAACGGUACUUAUAUCUUAUUGUUGGCCGUGGAGCGAAUGUGAUGGAUGUGGAGGAGUCGUGUACGAUAGAGCGAAUGUCUCUGACAUCGUGGCGAGGACAAAUUUAUGCUGAUCCUAAUAUUUCUUGUACAGACAUUCGCAAUGUAUUCUCAUAUGGUUUUGAGCUUUCAUGGUACCCAAUUUAUUGUGGAAGCUGCGGAUCAUACGAUAUUUGCUACCUCGAUGUGCACGAUAAUCAAGUUCAUUGCUACCAAUGGGGCGGUGAGUAA
Molecule: messenger RNA, 810 nt
Organism: Juglans microcarpa x Juglans regia
Lineage: Eukaryota; Viridiplantae; Streptophyta; Magnoliopsida; Fagales; Juglandaceae
Exons: 1
Coding region: 1-810 (269 amino acids)
Molecular function (GO): polysaccharide binding
Source: RefSeq, a predicted model, not a curated record